Frieseomelitta varia is the source of this 1870-nucleotide messenger RNA. Its product is annotated as E3 ubiquitin-protein ligase PPP1R11. The transcript has 5 exons. Gene Ontology annotation, cellular component: nucleus. Gene Ontology annotation, molecular function: protein serine/threonine phosphatase inhibitor activity; protein phosphatase 1 binding. Lineage: Eukaryota; Metazoa; Arthropoda; Insecta; Hymenoptera; Apidae. Bases 151 to 525 code for a protein of 124 amino acids. The record is from RefSeq and is a predicted model, not a curated record.
UUUUGUGAUAUAUCAAAAAUUGUAAACAGUUCUUCAGUUUCAAACAUGGCGUCAUUUUUCUCAGAUAAUGAUGAAAGUACGAAGUAACCGCAAUUUCAAGUCACGUUAAAUCGUAUUUUUUUGCGUAAUUUCGUAAAUAAUACAUCCCAAAUGGAGAGAUCACUAACGUCCGAGCAAACAGUUACUCAAAUGCAAACAGAGACUGUCGUAGAAACAGAUGUCACAGAUUCUGCAUCUCAGGAUGUACCAACAGUACGAUUGUGUCUUAGAAAGCCAAGAUCAAGUAAGAAGGUUCAAUGGACUCAAGGCACUGUAGAUAAUGAACAUAUGAAUAAAAAAAAAUCUAAAUGUUGUUGUAUCUAUGAAAAACCAAGAAAUUUUGGUGAAAGUAGUUCUGAAGAUAGUGAUGAUGAAUGUGAACAUUGUCAUGGACAUAAAGACGCUCAUAAGAAAAUUUUGCCACAUAAUGCAGAAACAUCUCAAGAAUCUUCUACUCCGGAACCAAUAGCAAAUGCAUCUAUAUAAAUAUGCUGAUGAUAUAAAUAAUUUCUUUAAAUGGAAAGACGUACUUCUUGAGUUAAUGUUACAUAGAAAGAAAAUAUGAAAAUUAGGAAAUUCGAAAUAUCAAAGAAAAAUCAGUUUUAAAUACAAUUGUAUUACUAUUGUUCAUACUACUCGUUGACAUUUUUGAAUAAAUAUUGUAAGUUACACUUGCAAUAGACAAGCAUUGGUAAGGCAUAUCAUCAUUAAAAGGAAAGAAAAAGAAAAUAUUGACUUUUAUUAACAUUGUAGUUAAUGACUGUUACACAAUUUAAUAUUUAUAUAGUAUAUGAUUGAAAAUGAAUUUAUCAAUGAUAAGCUAAUGGUCAUCAAGUAACUCAAGAGAAAGAUAUAUCCUUUUUUUUGUUAAACAAAUUAAAAUUAAUCAUGAUUCCUGUAUCACAUAGUAUAGAACUUGUUGCUUCUUGACGGUGAUAAAGUUAUUUAGAAACAAAUUGCAAAAAUAUUAUUGUAAGUAUUGUAAAAGUUUAUUAGAUUUAAAAUUCUUAACGAAAUAAUUAUAAACGUGUAAUAUAAAUUCCAAUGAUUCUUGAACAGUUUUUGAUUAUAUGUAUAUUGUAUAUCUAUUACACAUCUCUCUUGUUUUAAUAUAGUAAUUGGGCAGAUAUACAUAUAUGUUAUGUUGGAUAGAUAUAUAAAUUUGUAACAGGAAAGUAUACUUUUUCAAAUUAUUUUUUUUUUAUUAUAAUAUUUGUCUAUAUGUAUUCUUUUUGUAAUUGUAAUAUUUUCAUUUUAAAUAAUUUUAAUAUAAAUAACAAUGAAUGUCAAAAUGUUGAUUUUAUUUUAAUUUAAAGUUAAUUUUCUCACACAGAAUAUAUUAAUUAUAAAUAGUUGUUUGUACAGUUCUGAUGAUACACUGUUUGUAUAUAUGUAUAUAAAAAAAAUUAAAGAUUUUCUGUUUAUUUUUUUUUUUUAUAAAUGAAACUAUGAAAUUAUUGCAACAUUUUAAUUUUUUUUGUUAUUUUUCAAAGCAGUUUCAAUAAUUGCAUAUUAAAUACGUGUGUACCAUCAAAACUUAUUCUAAAUUAAUUUAAAAAUAUCAGUCAGAAAAUUACUUAAACACGAAAUAUUGUCAAUUAAAAUAUGUCAUGAUAGUUCGUGAAAGAAUCUCUGCUCUUAUACUUCGUAAAUGUUUUAAAACAUACAACCUAUCUCUGAAGAUAAUUUAUCAUUAAGUACAUACAGAGUAAAACGAAGAACAAUAAAAUGAAACGAACAGAAUACUUCUGUGAAAAAUAACAACUUUGAACUUCUUUAUAAAACACAUUAUAAAUAUUCCAAUUUCAAUAAACAUCAUUGUACAAGAGAA